Messenger RNA from Erinaceus europaeus (western European hedgehog), 2350 nucleotides. It is a transcript of the gene CAPN9, whose product is annotated as calpain 9. The transcript has 20 exons. Gene Ontology annotation, biological process: proteolysis. Gene Ontology annotation, cellular component: cytoplasm. Bases 1 to 2073 code for a protein of 690 amino acids. Gene Ontology annotation, molecular function: calcium-dependent cysteine-type endopeptidase activity; calcium ion binding. NCBI's taxonomy places the organism in Eukaryota, Metazoa, Chordata, Mammalia, Eulipotyphla, Erinaceidae. The record is from RefSeq and is a predicted model, not a curated record.
AUGCCUUACUUCUAUCGGACCUCAGGGCCUAAGGAUCUCACAACUCCCAAGGACACACACAUCACCCACUCUUCAGGCCUAAAUUUUGAGCAGCUAAGGCAGGAGUGCUUGAAGAAGGCCAUCCUGUUUGAGGAUGCAGACUUUCCAGCCAAUAGCUCCUCUCUUUUCUACAGUGAAAUGCCCCAGAUCCCCAUCGUGUGGAAACGGCCAGGGGAAAUUGUGAAAAACCCAGCAUUCAUUAUUGGAGGAGCCACCAGGAUUGACAUCUGCCAAGGGGAGCUUGGGGACUGCUGGCUGUUAGCUGCAAUUGCAUCCUUGACACUUAAUGAAAAAGCACUUGCUAGAGUCAUUCCCCAGGAUCAAAGUUUUGGCCCUGGCUAUGCUGGGAUAUUCCAUUUCCAGUUCUGGCAACACAGUGAAUGGCUGGAUGUGGUGAUUGAUGACCGACUGCCUACCUUCAGAGAUCGCUUAAUCUUUCUCCAUUCUGCUGAUCACAAUGAAUUCUGGAGUGCCUUGCUGGAAAAAGCUUAUGCCAAGCUAUAUGGGAGCUACGAGGCUCUGAAAGGGGGCAGUGCCAUUGAGGCCAUGGAAGACUUCACUGGAGGUGUAUCUGAGAUCUUCACAACUAAAGAUUCUCCAGAGAACUUCUAUCAGAUUUUAGAUAAGGCCUUGAAGAGGGGUUCUCUGGUGAGCUGCUCCAUUGAUAUAAAAAUUGCUACAGAAUCUGAAGCCCGGACACCUUUUGGUCUUAUUAAGGGCCAUGCCUAUACAGUGACGGGAAUUGACCAGGUAAACUUCCAAGAUAAGAAAACUGAGCUCAUCAGAAUCCGGAAUCCUUGGGGCCAGGUCGAGUGGAAUGGGUCCUGGAGUGACAGUUCUUCUGAGUGGCAUUCUGUCAACCCUGCUGAACAAAAACGCCUGUGCUACACUGCAUUGGAUGAUGGGGAAUUCUGGAUGGCAUUUAAGGACUUCAGGGUCCAUUUUGACAAAGUUGAGAUCUGUAAUCUCACUCCAGAUGCCCUAGAGGAGAAUACUCUUCACAAAUGGGAGGUGACAGUCCACCAAGGAAGUUGGGUUCGGGGCUCCACAGCUGGUGGUUGCCGCAAUUUCUUGGAUACCUUCUGGACCAAUCCACAAAUAAAAUUAUCCUUGACUGAAAAAGAUGAUGGGCAGGAAGAAAGCACUUUUCUUGUAGCUCUAAUGCAGAAAGAUCGAAGGAAACUCAAGCGUUUUGGUGCCAAUGUGCUGACUAUUGGCUAUGCCAUUUACCAGUGUCCCAAGAAAGAUGAACACCUGAACAAAGACUACUUUAGAUACCAUGUUUCCCAGGCUAGAAGCAAAACAUUCAUCAAUUUGAGAGAAGUCUCUGACCGGUUCCAGCUGCCCCCUGGGGAAUACAUCCUGAUCCCUAGCACUUUUGAGCCCCAUCAGGAAGCUGAUUUCUGCCUGAGAAUCUUUUCAGAGAAGAAAGUCAUUACCCAGGAUAUGGAUAGAAAUGUGAACAUUGACCUUCCUAAGCCUCAGAAGUUGGAUCCACCUGAACAAGAGACAGAAGAGGAGCUGCAGUUCCGAGCCCUUUUUCAACAAGUUGCUUGUGAGGAAAUGGAGGUGACAGCAAAGGAACUUGAAUAUGUUUUAAAUGCUGUACUACAAAAGAAAAAGAACAUCAAAUUCACAAAACUAAGCUGGAUUUCCUGUAAAAACAUCAUUUCCUUAAUGGAUACCAAUGGUAAUGGUAAACUGGAGUUUGAUGAAUUCAAAGUGUUCUGGAACAAACUGAAGAAGUGGACUAAUCUUUUCCUUCAGUUUGAUGCUGACAAAUCUGGCACCAUGUCUUCUUAUGAACUACGGACUGCCCUGAAAGCUGCAGGCUUCCAGCUGGGUAGUCACCUCCUGCAGCUGAUUGUUCUCAGGUAUGCAGAUGAGAACCUGCAACUGGGCUUUGAUGACUUCCUCAACUGCCUGGUCAGGCUGGAAAAUGCAAGCAGAGUGUUCCAGGCUCUCAGUAUGAAAAACAAGGACUUCAUUCAUCUGAAUAUAAAUGAGUUUAUCAACUUGACAAUGAACAUUUGAGCCUUCUUUGGUGUGAAUUCAGCCUGCCUGAAUCUUGACAUUUGGACCAUGAAUUUCAGACAUCUGGUGUAACCCAGGACUCUCAUCUUUUUCAUUGUCUGACUCUCUUCUCUCCAUUCCAUUUCUCAGCACCAUCCUGAUCUCAGAAGAAUCAAAUGGACUGACUCAUUUAGAUUCAAGUUCAGAGAUUGCUAACAACACUUACUUAACAUAUUCCACCUCCUCCCAUUACUGAUUACUCAAGUCAAUGUACAGAAUCCUGACUUCAACCAUUGUC